This is a messenger RNA of Strongyloides ratti, 1269 nucleotides long. RefSeq lists its product as hypothetical. NCBI's taxonomy places the organism in Eukaryota, Metazoa, Nematoda, Chromadorea, Rhabditida, Strongyloididae. The coding region runs from base 1 to 1269 and encodes 422 amino acids. The transcript has 5 exons. The record is from RefSeq and is a predicted model, not a curated record.
AUGUUAUAUAUAUUAUUUAUUAAAUGUAAAAAAAUUCUUAUCAUUAUUCUAGGAAUUUUAUUAAUAUAUACAGUUAAAAAAGUUAAUUCCGAUUUAUAUAAAUUACAUAAAUGUGAAAUUUCAUUAAAAAAGACAUUGGCAAGUAUAUUACAAAAUUCAAAUGAUAAGAAUUCAGUACUUCUUACACCAUUUCAUGAAACUAUUGCAAAAUUUAAAAAUGACUCUGAGGCAUAUCAACGUAUAAUGUGGGGAUGUUUUUCAAUAUUUCGUUUUGAAAAAUGUCUAUCUAUAUUAGAAGAUUCACAUUUAAAAAAUAUAAAAUUAGCAUCUAUAAAACAUUGGAAGGAGAUAUGUAAUUAUGCUCGAGAAAGAAGAGAAGAUUUUCACGAUUUUUUAAAUUGUGAAAGAAGGCAUAUCUUUAAGGCUAGAAAUCUUUGUACAAUUCCAUCAAGAAAUCAUAAUCAAACAACAUUAGAAAUUUUUUGUGAAGAUUUAUAUGAAUAUAAUAAAUGUUAUAGGAGUAUUGAUAAAAGAUGUGCAGAAAGUGCUCUUGAGUUAUCUUAUAUAUUGGAUGAAGCUGUCAUUGAAUCAUAUACAAAUGUUGUGAAAUUAGCAACAUAUGUUAUUAAAAUUCCUGGAACCUGUAAUUGGAUAAUGAAACCAAAUAUAAAAGAAAUAAGUAAAAAUAAGUAUAAAGAAUCAAGAGAAUCUAAGAAACAGGAAAAAAGUGUGUAUACAUUAUUGAGUAAAAAAAAUAUCACAGAUUUAAACUUUUUGUCAAAGAAAGAUGAUAUCAAAGAUAAUACUUUAAGCCUGUCAAAUGAUAAUAUUUUGAUUGAUAAACAUGACAAUAGACAUCACCAUACGGCAAAAAAAAAUAAUUUGUUGAUAACUACAACAACUGAAGCAAUUGAUACUUUUAAUGAUGAAGAGGAAUAUGAAAAUGAUUCAGUAUUUCAGGGUAACAAUACAAUAGAAAAUUCAAAUGAAGUUUAUAUUGAUUUUUAUGAAAGUAAUAAAACUUUAUCACAGGUUAAUUUUUCCACCACAAAAAUCAGUGAAACUUUAUCAUCAGAAAAAAAAUCCUAUGAUGAUGAGUAUCAUUAUAAUUCAGAUUGGAAGGUAAACUCAAGUGAUAUGAUAACACAAAUUGAAAAUACAUCAACAAAAAGUUCACUUUCUUCAAUUUUCGGGUUGAUUAAAAAUAAAUCAAAUUGUAUAUAUUUAAGUUAUCAUUAUAUUUUGUUAACAAUAAUAUUGUUCAUCUAA